Magallana angulata is the source of this 910-nucleotide messenger RNA. RefSeq lists its product as uncharacterized. Lineage: Eukaryota; Metazoa; Mollusca; Bivalvia; Ostreida; Ostreidae. The record is from RefSeq and is a predicted model, not a curated record. Bases 44 to 910 code for a protein of 288 amino acids. The transcript is spliced from 5 exons.
UAGAAUGUUUGCCGUCUACAUCUUCUCCAAAUGACUUGUGAAAAUGUAUUCUACUGCCAUAAUAACUUCAUUGACUUUGCUGUUAUAUCUAUGUGUAUUAGAGUUGUCUCAAUGCUACGUUAAUGUGGCUCUAAAUAAACCAACAUACCAGAAGUUCCCAUAUAUACCUGGGGACGACACCUAUGACUCAGGCAAUGCUGUAGACGGACUGAAGGCAGAUCUGACCUGGAAUGGAGGACAGUGUGUAUAUUCAUUUUAUGAAGAAACUCCCACAUGGUGGGUGAACCUGACUAACAUCCUCAGCAUCCAUCACAUCACCAUCUACUUUAUGACAGGCAAUUUUCCAUGGGGACUCUCUAAUCCAUACACGUCGUCUUUUCUGGGAUUCUCCUUGUAUGUGUCAAAUACAACUGAUAUAUCACAGGGAAUUUUAUGUUUCAAAGACAACAAUUUUACGAAACGCACCAUCCCUGCUGUGUUCACCACAAACUGUUCCAUACCUGGUCAAUACGUCAUAUACUACAACGAAAGACUGUUGAAUGGUUCAUACCCCAUAGAUUAUUCUGCACAUACCCAAAUCAACUUAUGCGAGGUUGAAGUGUAUGGAUGCCCUACAAAUGGAUACUAUGGAAUUAACUGUUCCUCUCCCUGUCCAGAUAUUAACUGUCAGUACUGUCACAUAGAGACGGGCACCUGUCAGGGUUGUAAACCAAAGUACAGAGGACACCAGUGUGAAUUAGAUGUCUUCAUGGCUGAAAGGGACACAGACGUUAAAAUAAGUAAGAACUUUCCUCAGAACCGUAUUGAAUAUUUACAAUGUUUUGUUUGUAUAUCUUCGUUGACUGCAAUACCAAAUAUAUUUUAUAUCAAUGGGGAAAAUGUUUUAAUAUGUGAACAGACAGAAAUAUAA